CGCGGUAAUUGUAGGUAGUGAUCGACGCUGUUUCAGUGGAACAUCAAUUAAAUCAAAUAGAAAACCCAUAAAAACCCGCCAGACUUCAUAACUAAUACUUUUAAAUUUGACGCGCUGUACUCAUCAAUCGCAAAAAUGGACAAGAAUAAAGAAGAUUCCUUCGAAGUCGUCAUCUCCGGCGUGGGCGGUAAAUUUCCCAAGUCUGAAAACAUAGAAGAGCUCAAAACCAAUUUAUUUAACAAAGUCAACAUGGUUACGUCUAACGAUUGCAGAUGGAACAAAAAUGAUUGGCCAGGAGUUCCAACGGCUACGGGUAAAGUCUCCGUUGCGCAAAAAUUAGACGAUACAUUCAUAGGUAUCAAUUCGAGAAUAGUGAAACAGAUGGAUCCGUUGACCAGAGUUCUGAUAGAAAGAAGUUUUGAAGCUGUUAUUGACGCAGGACUGAAUCCGAAAAGCUUGAAUGGAUCAAUGACUUCAGUAUACACAGCUUCGUGCGUCAGUGACAGCGAGGCGGUCGGAUGUGACGGAAAACUCACCACUCCAUUUUGGCUUCUAGCACACGUCAGAGCACUGCUGGCCAAUCGCGUUUCCAACAUUCUAAACUUAAACGGUCCUAGUUUUACGAUAGAUUCGUCCUUUAUCGGUGGUAUAGAAAUCUUAAGACAGGCUGUCGAAGACGUGGCAAAAGGUAGAGUGAAGUCGGCCCUCGUCGGAGUGACUAAUAUUAUAUGGUAUCCGGACAUGGCGAAACACUGGAUGGGAUUGGACAGACUUAGUGACGAUGGCAUUUGCAGGUCUUUCGACGAAAACGCUAACGGGUACGGCCGGAGCGAAGGAGUUGUUGUGUUAUUCCUGCAACGUUCUACCGAAGCACUGCGUUCUUAUGGAACAGUCGUACACGCCGGUUCUCGCGUUUGCAUGGAGAAAGCUUUGAAUCUCGUCAAACCUACUGAAGAUUCAUUGAGAGACUUUUAUCAAGACUUUUACAAUAGCUGUAGAGUAUCGCCGGAGGACGUUUCUUAUUUAGAGGCCGAUGGAUCUGGUUGCAAGUAUUAUGAAGAAAAAGAACUCAACGCGGCAUCUGAAAUAUUUUGCAUCGACAAUAGAACAACGCCUUUACCAAUAGGUUCCGUUAAAAGCAACUUGGGACAUUCUGAGGGAGCGUCUAGUUUGAUUUCAGUAGUAAAGGCUCUAAUAGCGUUGGAUUCCGGUAUAAUACCGCCCAACAUAAAUUUCCAAUUACCUAAUCAGAAAAUUAACGCCUUGAAAAAAAGAAAAAUGAAGGUAGUUACCGAACCAACAAAAUUAGAUGGGCCUUAUGUCGCCACUACUAGCUUAGGUUUGCCGUCAUCCAUUGGUCAUGUUUUGCUUAAGCAAAAUCCUAAAGCCAAAAAUAAUUGUCAAUUGGGAAAUAGUCAAAGACUAGUUCUGCUCUCAUCUAGAACUGCAAAAGGACUCGCCGAAGCAAUUGAUAUAGUUAAAUCAAUGCCUAGAGACGAUGAGUACUUGGGACUUAUUCAAAACGUUUUUAGGGAAAACAUUGUUGGUCAUUUCAAUAGAGGUUAUGUAACAUUAGACACGAAAGCUGCACCAUCAUUUGGCUUAGAAGAAAACGGACAAAUUAACCGACCAGUAUGGUUCGUUUUUGGUGGCAUGGGAUCUCAAUGGCCAGGUAUGGCAUCUGAUCUAAUGGAAAUACCGCGCUUUGCCGCAAGUGUGAAUCGGUGUGAUAAAUUCCUCAAGCCAAUCGGAUUCGACAUUGUUGAUAUAUUAACAAACCCUGAUCCCGAAGUCCUUAAAUCAAAGCCUGUAGUAUCGUUCUUAGCUAUUGCAACCAUGCAUAUAGCGUUUGUAGAUGUAUUGGCAGAGCUUGGCAUUCAUCCGGACGGUAUGUUUGGUCAUUCACUAGGGGAAAACGGAUGUGCAUACGCCGAUGGUUGUUUUGAUUCAUAUGGUGCCUUGAUGGCUGCUUUCGCAAGAGGGAAAGUAGCAGAAUUUUUAAAACCAUCCGAAGGAUUGAUGGCAGCGGUAGGUUUAAGCUACAAUGAUUUAAUUGAUUUGCCGCCUAGUAUUGAUAUAGGGUGUCAUAAUUCUAAAGAAAACGUAACUAUAUCUGGCCCGCGAAAAGACGUGGAAGACUACAUUGAAAUACUAAAAAAAAGAAAUGUAUUUGUAAGAGAAGUGAACUCAAACGGUAUUGCAUAUCACUCGAGGAUGGUGAAACGACAGGCAGAGUUCGUAAAAAAAUUUAUCAAUAAAACUGUACCGAACCCAACGCGCAGGUCGUCCAAGUGGAUAUCGACGUCGGUACCGGAGUCCAAAUGGAAUAGUGACUUAGCACAAUGGAAUCGUGGAGAAUAUCACGCGAACAACUUUAAAAGUCCCGUUUUGUUUGCCGAAGCAAUACAGAAAGUGCCGAAAAACGUUGUUGUAAUCGAAAUAGCUCCUCACGGACUCUUCCAAGGGAUUCUCAAGUCCGAAUUAGACAGCUCGUGUAAAGUCGUUUCACUAGCUAAACGGGGAAGUAAAAGUCCACUGAAACACUUCUUAAACGCCAUCGGUGAGCUAUACACUAGCGGACUUCAAGUAAACCUAAAUUCAAUUUAUCCUCAACCGGAAUACCCAGUUUCAAGAUGUACUCCUAGUUUGGCACCUCUCGUCUCGUGGAAUCACGAAGAGACUUGGCCAAUCAACACACAUUACGAUCCUUUCGACUUAGACUAUGUGUACAUGUGCUUGAGAGACAAGCAAUCGAGACAUCUAUUGGGGCAUAAAAUCAACGAUUCAGCCGUAGUGCCCAUGUCGUUUCUUGUCACAGAAGUGCUGCAUUCGUUGGAAAAAAAACAACCGGACUUGGUUUCGAAAUCGUGUCAAACAGUUUUUGAAAACAUUUUCGUCCACACCCCUUUAGUGGUUUCGGCAAAUGAAUCCAAAGGUUUUUACAGUCAAAUUCAAAUCGAAUCCGGUUUAUUCGAAGUGAUUUCAUCGCGAGAUGUUUUAAUGACUGGAGACAUAUACUUACACGACGAGAAUCAUUUAAUAAGCCCAGAACCACCGACUGUUUAUGAAGUAGACAAUGAAACCGAAUGGGUGUACGACAAUGAGGUGUACGGGACACUCGCUGAAAACGGUAUUGCCAUUUCGGCUCCAUACAACACUAUUCAGAAAAUUCUAGUUCAAAACACAGGUUAUAUCGCUAAAGUCAUAUGGUCAAACGAUUUGAACUUGAAUUUAAACACCAUGAUGCAACUUAAAAUGUUUGCUGAUCACGAAUCGUCCAAUACAAACCCUUUGCUACCGUCCUGGUUUAGGAGUCUUAUUAUCGACAAAGAAAAAAUGUCAACGACUUCGGCAGGAUCUAUGGUUUUUGUAACGUUCAACUUCCGAACAAACGUCAUUCGAGGACCCGGAUUGGAGCUUGAGUGUUUGAAAACUUCUGUUUUUCAAAAUAUUUGUCCACCGGUCUUAGAUUUACAAAUUCAAAAAGUUCAAUUUGUUAGCCAACCUAACCCAAAUAUUCAGAAUUUCAUUCAACUGCUCAGUGCUUGUCUGCAAAUAGUAAAAGAUUCGAAACGUUCCAAUAUGAACCUGAAAAUAAAACUAUACGAUGCUAAAUUUACUGUGUUUCUCCGCAAACUGUAUGAAAUUCAGCCAUACUUAAAGAAAGAUAUUGAUGACUACACGCAUUCCUUAUUAGAAAACUUGACACAAAGUGAUGUUAUUUUAUUGAUUACUGAACACUUAAAUAAUGAUCUAAAACAAGACAUUAAGAAGUGUCUUGGGAGAGUAUUUGUUUUAGAGAAAAGUACAACUGUCGACGAAGAAUAUACAACCGUUAUUCAGAAAGAAUACCAAGAUUCCGUUUAUCAUCUUAUAACACCGAGUGUUACACUACCAAAUCAGAUCAUGGAAGUGUCCACAAAACAUAGUUCUUGGAAAGAAUGUAUGCAACAGGGGCUAAAAUUUCUAACUUCUAAUAUGCCGAUAGUCUUAGUAAAAAUUGAUUCAGAAUGUCCCAUCAAAGUAGUCAAUGAAAUUGAGGAGAUGAACAAUGCGUCUUAUUUCAGAUAUAUUAUUCUUUCCAAAAGUGCACCUAUAUUUGACUUAACGAACGGCUUCUUUAGAGAACAGUUAUUUAAAGGCUUAAGACAAAAUAUUCUAAGAGGGGAGACUUGGGGUAGUUAUAUUGUGCUUCCAUGUACAAAAAAACCAAUCACUUGUUCGAAAAAUAUUGAACAUAGUAUCUCUAAACUCAGUGAGUUAUCAGUGAAGUAUAUAGGAAUCUUGAAAAAUGAAAAAAUUGACGAGGAAGAAUGCACUCAAUAUUCAGGAAUUGACAAAGACGGAAAGAAUGUGAUGGGAAUUUUAAAGUAUUCUUCUAAAUCAAAACAUUUCGAAAUCGAUGACGUACUUAAAUGGUAUGUUAGACCCGAAUGGUCUAUGGAAGAAGCUGUAAAAUUACCGACCAUUUAUUCAAUGGCCUACUACUAUUUGGUCAUUCUCGCUCGCGUCAAAUCUGGAAACACAAUAUUUGUGCACGAUGCGAGCUCGCCUAUUGGACAAGCAUUUAUCAGGGUAGCUUUAAGUUAUGGCUGUAAGUUAUUCGUUUCUACUUACAAUAGGGAGCAAACUAAAUUUGUGCAAGAAUUUUUCCCUCAGCUGUCCGUUGAUAAAAUUCUCGAAUUGAAUAACAACAGAUUCGAGGUCCAACUUUUAAGUCUGACCAAUUAUAAGGGAUGUAGAAUGGUAAUCAGUUCUGUGCCUAGUAAAUACUUAAGCGCUUCGAUGAGAUGCGUUAAGAAAUUUGGAGUAUUUGUACACAUUGGCGAACAGGAUAUAACAGCUCAUACUAAAUUUGGUAUGGGACUGUUUUUAAAAAACAUUGCAAUGUAUGGGGCCAAAGACUUGAUGCACGUAGUCAAUUCUCCGGACGAAAUAAAAACCCAUCUCAAGGAGCUCGUCAAUAAAGGUAUUGUAGACGGUGUAGUGUGCAAAUUGAAUGAACCAAGUUCCGUGGACCUCGAAAACAGUAAUACAACUACGAGAGAAUCUGCAUUGUCGAUCCCGUCAAACUAUCAAGAUCAAAUGUUCGUGGAAAAAGAUAAAUCCUAUAUCGUUAUGGGAUCUACAUCGAACCUGUGGCUAAAAACCGUGACCUGGCUGCUGCGCCAAGAAGUCAAAAGACUGAUAUUCGUUAUUGACGGGACCGCGGCGGUGAUGAGAAGAAACCAAAGAACCAUUUAUUCGUUAAUCCAACAACACCCCGACGUAUCGUUCAUCAUGACAUCGGCCGAAAGAUUCAACGCGCCCAAAGAAGGAGAACGAUUAUUACGAGAUCUUACGUCCUACUCAAAAAUCGCUGCAGUAUUUUGUAUAGAAACGAGCAAAGAAAAACUGAAAAACGUCGAUAGCGCUUGUAAACAUAUUGUACCCGACUUGAAGUACUUUGUGAGCAUGCAAAGCGAUGCUACCGAAGUUUGCGAGUCGAGAAAUGAUACCAAUUCAAAAUGUAUUAACUUGCAAUGCGAUAAGUUCUUACGCAGACCAGAAGCCGUUUUUAAUUGUAUGAAUGACCUAAUUGAAUCUACAGACGAUCCUAAGCCCGUAGCAGUUAUUGUCAGCAAUUCACCGGACGUUCAACUCAAAGACGUGAACGUUAACGACUUGACUGAAUUUUUACCCAACUCGAUCGCCGAACUCCUCGAUCUCAACAAAAACUUACCGGAUUAUCCCAAGUUUGAAAAGUGCAUAUCCAAAGGGUUACAGCAUACCGACAAGAAUAGUCUGCUGCCAGUAUUCAUAAUACCUGGAUUGGGAAUCAAAAGAAUACAACCGCUAAUAAGUAAAAUCAUGCACCCCGUGUUCUGUGCCAUGUUCCCGCCGUACGUUAACACUAUUGAAAACGCGGCCCUCAGCUUAUUAUGGCCUUUGAAACAAAUCCAGCCCCAAGGACCGUUCACAAUUAUCGGUGAGACUUGGGGCGGAAACGUCGCCGUGGAACUAACAAAGAUAAUCGAGGGUUUUGGCGACACUGUCAACCUGAUAUUGUUGGAUGGCACUCCGUACGACAACGAAAAACGAUUGAAACUGUUAGACAAAGCGGGUUUCAGUGUCCUAGACCAAUUUGCCCAGAAAGAGGGAGAUGUGGCUUACUCGGAGGACGUGCUGAAAAAUCAACUAACCGCAAUAAGAGACUUCGUCCCCAACGACACGCAAUUGGCGGCCGACACGAUCAUUGCACGACCAUCCGCCGCAGAUAUAUUAGAUACGUGUGUCAACUUCGAAAAACAACACUCGGGCAAACUCACUGUACAUAUUUCUAAACAAUCAUCGUACAAGGAUUUCAUCGGAAGUUUGGAAAUAGCUACUAUAAUAAACGAAAACGCAUCAUUCAAAUGGUAAUCCGUCGUAGUAUAUAUGUUGUAAAAUAUUUUACUUUCUAAAAGCGUUUAUUAAAAUUUAUAUCAUAAGAACGUAUACAAAUAUGAAAUUAUAUUUAUU
Molecule: messenger RNA, 6501 nt
Organism: Adelges cooleyi (spruce gall adelgid)
Lineage: Eukaryota; Metazoa; Arthropoda; Insecta; Hemiptera; Adelgidae
Product: fatty acid synthase-like
Exons: 29
Coding region: 136-6402 (2088 amino acids)
Biological process (GO): fatty acid biosynthetic process
Molecular function (GO): oxidoreductase activity; fatty acid synthase activity
Source: RefSeq, a predicted model, not a curated record